Molecule: messenger RNA, 459 nt
Organism: Seminavis robusta
Lineage: Eukaryota; Bacillariophyta; Bacillariophyceae; Naviculales; Naviculaceae
Source: the annotation of a GenBank genome assembly
AUGGGUAGCCGCAUGAGCUGCUCUUCUGCAUGUACCGUCAGUUCCGAUCUCACUCUUUAUUCUUCCGAUGAGGAAGACAUGGAUCUGGAGGAAGAGGAGGAGGCUUCCAUCCCAGAGGCACGUCCCAUUGCCUCCACUGAUGAAGAUCCAGAAAUGUUGGAACGCGUGUCCCAAUUGGAACAAGAGAUGAAACGUCUCCAAGACGAACUAAGGCAACAACAGCAGCAGAAUCUCAAGCAGCAAAGCGCCCAACCAUUCAAGUUUCGUCAGCCCUCCUCCGAGUUGGCUUCAUCCUCGGAAGAGCCUCCAAAUACCGCAACGAUUGAUGAUCAGAUUGCUCAUGCUCAGUUCGUCCAAGCCUUUCGAGCAAGCAUCAAAGUCAAGAACCGAAAAUAUCAUUUGAAAAGUACAAGAAUUGCUUUGUCGGGCGAGAAGCUGUGGAUGUCUUGGUACAAUUGA